Messenger RNA from Macrosiphum euphorbiae (potato aphid), 2148 nucleotides. The record is from the annotation of a GenBank genome assembly. NCBI's taxonomy places the organism in Eukaryota, Metazoa, Arthropoda, Insecta, Hemiptera, Aphididae.
AUGUCCACUGACGAUGACAAUGACGACGACGAAUACAUCAUACACGGGAAAUUGUUGGAUCCUAUACAUGAAGAUGAGGUCGUUAAAAGAAAAGAUGCUGAACAACAGUUUGUUAAAGAUGAAAACGGAAGAAGAAGAUUUCAUGGAGCAUUUACAGGCGGUUUUUCUGCUGGAUUUUAUAAUACUGUUGGUUCAUUAGAAGGAUGGACACCAAGCACAUUUAAAUCAUCAAGGGACUCAAAAACUACACUUAAGUCACAAAAUGCUUAUGAUUUUAUGGAUGAAGAAGAUAAAAAAGACUUGGGAAUUGAUGCAUCAAGUUUAAAAAUCAAAGCAGAAUAUAGUGAUCAUUCUUCAAGAAAACGUCAACUUCCUAUAGUUAAUACUGGCCCUAUCCCUGGUAAACCAGUGCUUGGAGAAAUUCUAAAACCCAUUAAAGGUACGUGGGGUGUUGAAUUACUGAGAAGUAUGGGCUGGAAGCCAGGUCAAGGAGUUGGUCCUCAACUUACACAGAGAGAAAAAUUGCGCGCUAAAAAGGAAUUGGAAAAUGUUGGGAUGAAAUUUAGUAUCAAUACCAAGUACGAUGAUGACGAUGAUGAUGAAGUGAAUGAAUUAUUAGAGAACAUUAAAGUUUCGCCUUAUGAAUAUGAGUCUGUAGCCAUUAAACCAAAAUUUGAUACUUUUGGGCUUGGUUAUGAAGGUCUCAAGACAACUAAUGUUUCAGUAAAAUCUGAGAACAAGUACAGCAAGCUUACUGUUGGAGGAAAAUCUAUUCAUGGACAAGCUUUUGGAGUUGGUGCAUAUGAAGAUGACGAUGACGAUAUUUAUGCCACUGAAGAUAUGACAAAUUAUGAUUUUAGUUUGGAAGAAAAGUCUCAAAAAUCAAAAAAUAAAACACAAACUAACAAUAUGAAUUCUGAAUGUAUUGAUGGUUUUGUUGAAGAUGACAGUAAACAUGGAUUGUUUGAAGAUCUUCCGCUUCCCAUACAAAUUCCUCCUGAAUGGCGUCCUCAUGGAAUGUUUGAUCGAAUAGUAGGACAAUGUCCUCCUGAUUUUUUCAGUCAAUCAUUUAAUCCUACAAAUAUUUCUUAUACUAAUGUGAAUACUAGACAACGAGAAAUGAAAAAACCCGAACCACCACCAUCCGUUGAAGAAUUUAUUAAAAAAGAAGUUCCUAGUUUAUUAUCAGAUAUAAUAUCGGAUCGAUUUACAAGAGCAGAAUUACCGGAUGAUUCUACCAACGCUUUAAUACCAGUUGUUCGUACUACUGAUCCAACAUUAGAAAGACUCAAAAACUAUGCCAGCAAACAAAUGUAUGGUUUUUGGACUCGUAAAACUGAGCCUUGGAUUCCUGAUAAAUUAUUGUGCAAAAGAUUUAAUAUUCCUGUACCAAAACAGUCAAUCGUCAAUUAUACAGAAGAUGGUAAGAAGCUUGGAGAGUGCAGUCUCUUUAAUUCUCUAGAAUUUCCAACACAUGAACCUAUAUCAGCCUAUAAAAGUAAAAUUCCAAAUAGUUUACCAUUGGCAAUAAAUGAUGUGAUUUCAGCAAAUGAUAAACCAUUAGGUUUAAAAGAAAGUGUGAUGGAAACAAUUAGUGAUGUUGUAGAAUGUCAGAAACCAAGUGUUGAUUUUUUCAAAGAUAUAUUUUUGGAUGAUAGUGAUGAUGAAACUUUAACUGUUCAAAAUUCAUUAAAAAGUGAAGAAGUAUCUACAAAUGCUAAUGAAAAAGAAGUACGUUUAACCAACAUUUCUAUCAAAAAAGAAAAUAUAGUAGAAUCUAGUGUCCAGAGCUCCACAACAUUCAAUCUUUUUCCUCCCAAAGGAAUUUUUGCUAAUCUAAAUUUUGGUGAUUUAUUUGAUACACCAAAUAAAAGUAAUAAAAUUGGAAAUGAAAACAAAAAUGCACAUAGCAGUAAAAAUCACACUGUUGAUAUUAAUAAAUCAUAUGGUCCACUCUUGCCAGAACAAAAUGACUUAAAUUCAAGUUUUGUUAAUAUUAAGAGUAUUGAAAAUUCAUUUGUUGAAGAUGAUUGGGUGGAAAAAUCAGAAUCGCCCAAUAAUAUUUCAAAUAAUAAAAAUAAACACAGUAAACACAAGAAACACAAACAUAAACAUAAGUCAAAAAAGAAAUCUCAUAAACAUAAAUGA